AUGCUGUGGGCAGUUGACGUUAUCGAUGCCGCAUCCAAGCAGCGUGGACAGGGUCAUGGGAUGGUCCUCGUCGUGGUUGUGGUUGGAGUUGGGAGGGGCGGAGCCCCGGGCUUCCCUGAUGGCUUGGAGGUCGGCGUCUUUGAGACGGUCCCAGUCGGGCUCAUUCCCGAAGUUGUGGAAGAACGAGACAAGCUCCCCGGUGGUGCGCGGCGUCCGCCUGGUGAGGCAGGUGAGGUAGGAGGCCAAUCUCAGCAGGGGAUCAUCGCCGCCGCAGGUGGGAGUGAGGAUGUCGUUGAGUAUGUUGCCAGUUUGCUGAGAUGCAGGCAAAUCCUCCCUCUUGAAUCCCAUGUUGACGCGGGUCUUGCGGCAGAUGUCGCACGGGUCGAAGGGAUGUGUCUCGAACUUGGAGUCGGGGGCGUCAGUCAGGAAGGCCUGGAGGGGGGACAUCUUGGCAUCACGGCCGUACGGACAAUCCUGCCAACCACCUUCAGAUUCCUUCCGAUUACACUGCGCCUUUAG
Messenger RNA from Babesia ovata, 519 nucleotides. Its product is annotated as thiosulfate sulfurtransferase rhodanese-like domain-containing protein 2, putative. The transcript has 2 exons. Bases 1 to 519 code for a protein of 172 amino acids. The record is from RefSeq and is a predicted model, not a curated record. Lineage: Eukaryota; Apicomplexa; Aconoidasida; Piroplasmida; Babesiidae.